Messenger RNA from Zingiber officinale, 1180 nucleotides. RefSeq lists its product as uncharacterized. The coding region runs from base 63 to 944 and encodes 293 amino acids. NCBI's taxonomy places the organism in Eukaryota, Viridiplantae, Streptophyta, Magnoliopsida, Zingiberales, Zingiberaceae. The transcript is spliced from 3 exons. The record is from RefSeq and is a predicted model, not a curated record.
UCCGUAAAAAUAUCAUCCAUUUCUGUCACUCCACUCGCCCUUGCCUGAUCGGUUCUGCCGCCAUGGAUGGGCGCGAUGACCUCCACGACUGGGAGAUCCUCCCCGGUCCCGAGGUCGAUUGCCAGGAGUCCGAUCCCUUGGAAGCAUCGGCGGGUGGCUCCAGCGACGGCGCCGUAGAGUUCGACUCUUUCUCUCUCCAUUACCCGAUACAGCACAGGAGAGGAAUCGCCUACGAAGAGGAGGCGGUGGCGGUGGAGAAGGUAGAUCCCAAUAAUCCUGCUUCGUCUAUUGAUCCGCAAUCAAACUCCCAAUUACUCCCUGAACAUUUGAAUCCGUCCCGGUCCGAUGAGCCCUCGGACGGCGAAAGGUCGCAUCUUGGUAGAGAAAAGGGGGAGUUCGGCGGUACCAGAGGUUUGCUGACAAGAGAUAACACCGGAGACGAGGAGGAUAAUGAAGGUGCUAUUGUUAAAGAGAGGGAAGGAAGAGGGACAGGGUUUGUGAAGCCUGACGAGCAGAAUUAUAAUUCUUCGAUGGAAAUUGGUGAUAAGGAGAACGAAGACGACUCUGGCCAUGCUUUGGCUAAUGGUGGAGAGAAGAAGGGGGUGGUUUGGUGGAAACUGCCCUUUGAGCUUCUAACAUUCUGUGCUCUCAAGGCGAAGCCAUUAUGGUCUAUCUCUAUCGCUGCUGCCGUAGUUGGGGUUUGGAUGCUUAAGAAGAGAUUGUACAGGGGACAGAAGACUCAGAUUGUUCCUUUGAGGAUUAUCCUGCAUGAAAAGGCUGAUCUUCCUGUCACUAAUCUAUACGGAAGUGGAACAACAAUGAUUUACAAACAAGCUUCCGAGAAGGCAUUGCAAUUGAAGAUACAUGCAAAGCGUUUGGAUGAAGCUUACAAUAUCGCCAGACGUGUUAUUGUUGUUAGAUCUUCCCAUCUGCUUGCAGCCUGAUCGCUCAAUCUAUGGUGGACAUUCGAUGAGUUACAUAAUCAUUCUCGGGUACUGGCAUUUCAAACAGUGCUUCAUCAGGUUUCAGUUUGAGAUCAACGAUGAAGUUAUCUACAGAAUAGCUUUAAAAGUCUAUUCGUCUAUGUAUAUUGACAAUAAAAUCGAGUUGUUUGGGGUUUAAAUUCGUUUAAAACUAAUGAAGAAAUACGUGCUGCUGCAUGUCAGAUGAUAUUUAUUCA